Messenger RNA from Erigeron canadensis, 1738 nucleotides. RefSeq lists its product as uncharacterized. The record is from RefSeq and is a predicted model, not a curated record. Bases 574 to 1668 code for a protein of 364 amino acids. The transcript is spliced from 11 exons. NCBI's taxonomy places the organism in Eukaryota, Viridiplantae, Streptophyta, Magnoliopsida, Asterales, Asteraceae.
UAAUUUCUCUCUUGAAAAACACUCUCACUCUCUCACUCUCGGCUCUCCCUCUCUCACAUAUAUAUCAUCUGCCGAUUUGGGCAGAAUUGGGGCAUGUCAUUUUAUCCAUUUCAAAGGGGUAUUUGAUUUUAUAUAUUAACAUACAUAGAUUGUAGUGUUAAUUUUGGGGUAAAAGAACCGUAUAUAUAAGGGUGUUUAGAGGAUCGAGUUUAAAUCAAGAAGGUGCUAAGGAUCGAGAUCGGAACUUUAGGUGUCUCCCCGAAUAGAGAGAUUCUAUUUUGAAUCUAAUUGCAUCUUCCAUAAGGAAAUCUUCAACGGUAAGGAUAAUUCGUCGAUGGAUCAAUCCGGUGCAGAAGCUGGAGAUGGUUUUGGUUGACGAGAAGAAGCACCGAGGUGCAGGCUGGUGUCCCUUUCAGUGGUGAUCCAUAUGCCUUUUCAUUCUUGCCUUUCGAUGAGAUUACUGUUAAAAAAGCUAGAGAUGACGACACAUUGAAUAUUGAUGUGAUUGGUUGUGUCACUUGGUGUGGAAAUCUAGAGUUGUUCAAAUCACAAAAAGGGGAAUGGAAGAAGUUUAUGCUGGAACUCAAAGAUUUGGAGGGUAACACACAACGCUGCACUUUGUGGAAUGACUAUGCAGUUCAAUUUAAUGACUAUGUGGAGAAGAACAAAUCUGGAGAGCAUGUUAUCACCAUCAUGCAACAUGUCAUCCUUAACGAAUUUAGGGAAAAUGUGACAGUUCAAUCUAAUAAGUUUGGAACACGAAUCUUCAUAAAUGAAGAUAUCCAACAAGCUCAUGAUUUUAGGAAGAGGUUGAUAGUGCAAGAAGGAGCUACUCAAACAUCUAAUGCAUCUCUGUCAACUCAGACUUUGUACCCUAAUCGACUAGAAUUUUUGCUAAACAGUGAAAAAAAACACUUGGAUGAAGUUAGAGAGGCUGAACAGGUUGGGGAGUGUGGUGUUGUUGCUACAAUAGCAAUGCUUGAAAAGGAGUUUGGAUGGUUCUUUAUUGGUUGCCAAAAAUGUCUGAAGAAAGUUGUGAGUAAAAGUGAAUACUUGCAGGUUGCUCCUGAAGAAGAUGUGACUGAGGAGCUUAUGAAUUCUCCCGCUGAUAGUAUAUGGUGUCGAAAAGAGAAAAAAAUGGCCACACAAGUUGGUCCAAGGUUCAGGGUUACCAUGAGAGUACAAGACAACACCGGCAGUGCAUCGUUUGUGAUGUGGGAUCGAGAUGUCCAAAAGCUUCUAGGCUUAAAUGCGGCUGAUAUCCGUCAAAGACAAGUGAACAACAAUGAAGAGGACAACUACCCUCAUGAGCUUGAUGGGCUACUUAACCAGAAAGUAGCUUUUAAGAUCAAAAUAGACGACUACAAUGUCAAACACAAGGAUGGGGCUUAUACUAUUAAUAAAAUUUGUGAUGAUCCGGAUAUCAUUGCUGAGUUAAUCUCCCAAGAUGCCAACAAUGAGGUGAUACAAGAUACAACAAUGCAAGCGGUGAUACAAGAGGCGAUACAAGAGGGUACAAUUCCAGAGGUGUCAACUGUGAAACUCGGUGAUGAGUCACUGUCUGGUCUGGAUUCGAAGGAUGCAUUCUCGGUUACCGGCGAUUCUUUAGCUGCAGAGAUUGAGAAAGACUCUGAAACUAAUUACUUGAUGAAAAGUUUGUACCCUUGAUGAAAAGUGUAAUCUUUUGCAACAACUGACUGUUAACAGCGGAAUCACCAGCAUGCAUCAUCCUACGAUA